AUGCACGCCGUCACGAACCCAAACAGCCGCCCACCACAACCCUUAGCCCCCCACCGCCCGGUCCUCCCCGGAACAGCCAUAGGGGGUCCUUCCGGUCCGCUGUUCGCCUUCUCGCCCGCCUACCAAGGCCAGCAUUCGCACCAGAACGCUUCAGCCAACAUCCCCGACACCCUCAACUGCGCCGUCUGGGUGCGCAACCUACCACCGGACGUGACGUACCACGAGCUCCUCUCAACGGUCCGCCACAUUGGCCGCGUCUGGUGCAGCUACAUCAACGAGCCCGACUAUAUCCGGCACACCACCGCCGCCGCCAAAAUUGUCUUUUUCCGACCGGUCGCCGCGCAGCGGUACCUUGUCCACAUUAACUCCAUGCGUCCCGCCAUCCGUGGCUUUGCCGUGCGCGUGGCGUACAACCGCGUCAAGAUUCCCGCGCAGCCGGACCACAACACGAACCAUAGUCGGUGCAUCCUCGUCACCGGCACAAAGGCGUUUGCGCGGUGGGCCAACCUCGAGGCAUGGUUCCAGCGCCUCUUUGUGUUUCAGGUCGACGAGGCCUAG
Emericellopsis cladophorae is the source of this 558-nucleotide messenger RNA. RefSeq lists its product as uncharacterized. The transcript has a single exon. The record is from RefSeq and is a predicted model, not a curated record. Bases 1 to 558 code for a protein of 185 amino acids. Gene Ontology annotation, molecular function: nucleic acid binding. NCBI's taxonomy places the organism in Eukaryota, Fungi, Ascomycota, Sordariomycetes, Hypocreales, Bionectriaceae.